Messenger RNA from Verruconis gallopava, 1047 nucleotides. RefSeq lists its product as uncharacterized. The transcript has 3 exons. Gene Ontology annotation, molecular function: RNA binding; RNA nuclease activity. The coding region runs from base 259 to 663 and encodes 134 amino acids. The record is from RefSeq and is a predicted model, not a curated record. NCBI's taxonomy places the organism in Eukaryota, Fungi, Ascomycota, Dothideomycetes, Venturiales, Sympoventuriaceae.
GUCUUGCUGCAUGCUGAGGUCCCUAAUGACCCGUCCUGGGAAGACUAAAGAUGUUUCAUUGACUAAGCCAUCCCCUUCUAUUCUGUCACUACUAGGCGGCGCCUGCCGAUGAGCAUCGCCUGUCGGGUCUAUAUAAGAAACGUCCGGCUCUUCCAAAAAUCAAGCAGCUAGCACAGUUUGCCGCUUGCCCUCAUUUCCCGACCUUUUAAUCUCCCACUUGAGCCUUCUGUUUGUGGCCAAGCACAUUCUCCCGUCAACAUGCGCUUCUUCUUGGCAUUGCCCUUCAUUUUCUCCGCAGCAACAGCUAUUCCAACCACGUUGAAAGUGGUUGCGAGACAAUCGAGCACGACCUGCGGUAGCACAUCCUACAGUGCUUCCGAUGUUUUGGCCGCUGCUGAUGCAGCAUGCCAAUACGUGCAGGAUGGCACGACUGCGGGCGGCUCAAAGUAUCCGGAGAGGUACAACGAUUACGAAGGCUUCACCUUUGACGGCGUGGACGGUCCGUACUACGAGUUCCCGAUUCUGUCUGAUGGCGAGAUUUAUGAUGGAGGUUCACCAGGCGCGGACCGGGUGGUUAUCAAUGGCAACUGUGAUUUUGCAGGCGUUAUAACUCACACCGGCGCAGACAAUAAUGAUUUUGUCGGCUGCUCUGGGACUAGCUAAGUCCGUGGAAUGUGGUUCGAAACAUCAGAUGUCCUUGAGGUCGUUUAGAGCUACCUAAUCGCCCCCUCUUGUUAUGAGCCAGAGAAAUUGACGUUAUCUUCAUUUGAAUUCGCCAUUGAACCACAUCACAGCAUGAAUUUGAUCAAAUGACGAGCCAACUGAGUGCAUAAGACUCAUAAGUCAAUCUCAAAACUUUAAUUGUUGCUCAAGUUGUUGCUUGGAGGGCAAGUAAUGGAAGUCGCGCUAAGGUGGUUAAGCGCUUUGCUACAAAGUCCUCAGCCAAAGUUGGACAGUUUCCCACUCGCCUCCUUUUAUCUCCGUGUCUGUCAGCUGUGCAUGAUCGAAAAUUCAGAGCAUACCGUGUUCACAAAUGGUACAACCAGA